GUAGUUAAUCCUCAUGAUUCUCUAAAAUCUAUCGAUCUCUCUCCCGUAAUAAAAUUUCGGAGAAAGAGGAAAACCCUAAUCCCCUCUUUCUCUCGGAUCAUCAACAAGAAAAAAAAAAAAAUUAUAAAUGAAAAUGAGGAAGCUUUGUCCAAAUUUGGACAGAGAAGACGGGUUAGAGACGGUGUUAGAGGUUCCGGUGCCGGAAGAAAUGUUUACAAAGAUGGGAAGCAACGCCCAAGGGCGGUGGAGGAAUAUGCACGCUCUCAUGAAGGCACACGCCGUUGUGACCGCGGUGGCGACUGAUGUAAGAACGCCGGCGUCAUCGUCAUCGAUGAGUAAUGUCAACAUGCAUUUGCAGUCAAAAUCAGACAACGAGUUUGUGGCCUUGUUGAAAAUCGUAGGAAGUCCUCUUAUUCCUUUUCAUGUCCCGCUCGAGUUUUGUCUAUCCCGACCAAUCAACGACACUUCCAUCGAGGCGUCGACGGCUAAAUACAUAGUGCAACAGUACGUGGCAGCGUGCGGAGGUCCAACGGCUUUGAACGCAGUGAAAAGUAUGUACGCGGUGGGGCAAGUAAGGAUGCAAGGCUCCGAGAUGGUUGCUGGAGAGGACGAAGGGACGGGUACGCCGGUGCGACUUGGUAAAGGCAGUUUCGAGGUCGGAGGUUUUGUUUUAUGGCAAAAGAAUCCAAAUCUUUGGUUCUUGGAGCUAGUGGUUUCCGGUUUCAAGAUUAGCGCUGGUAGUGACGGCAAAGUGGCUUGGAACCAAUCCUCUACUCAACCUUCUCAGGCCCACCGUGGUCCUCCUCGUCCUCUCCGCCGAUUUUUUCAGGGACUAGACCCGAGAUGCACAGCGAGUUUGUUCUUAGACGCCGUUUGCAUCGGUGAACAACCCGUUAACGGUGAAGACUGUUUCGUCUUAAAAGUAGAAACACCGUCAGAUAUUCUCAAAGCACAAUGCUCACCAAACACGGAGGUGAUCCACCACACGGUAUGGGGUUACUUCAGCCAACGAACCGGACUUCUCGUAAAGUUCGGUGACACAAAACUCGUGAGAGUCAAAUCCGGAAGAGGCAAAAACGACGGCGUUUUUUGGGAGACAAGUAUGGAGUCCAUCAUCGACGAUUACAUAUUCGUUGACGCAGUCAACAUUGCUCAUGGUGGUCAAACCGUGACCACACUCUACCGCUACGGUGGAGCUGUUAAUCACCGGAGAAGAAUAGAGGAGAAAUGGCGUAUCGAGGAGGUGGAUUUCAAUAUUUGUGGAUUGUGUUUGGAGAGCUUUUUACCACCGUCGGAUAUCAACAAUGAUCAUUAGGCACGAUGGAGAAAUCGUUACAAUAGUCUAUCUUUUUCUUCUAGAUGUUUUUUUUUUUUGUUGAGGUUUAAAUAGGUCUCUUAUACACACCUACCGUGGAUUUGUAACAAAAGGAGUAAAUAUGUAAUUUUGAGAUGGUGGUGUACUGUAAACUAAUGUUUUAAAUAUAUUUCAAUUGUCAUUAGCACUUUCGUUUUUAUUU
Messenger RNA from Arabidopsis thaliana (thale cress), 1517 nucleotides. Its product is annotated as DUF620 family protein (DUF620). Lineage: Eukaryota; Viridiplantae; Streptophyta; Magnoliopsida; Brassicales; Brassicaceae. The record is from RefSeq and is marked reviewed. The transcript is spliced from 3 exons. Bases 128 to 1315 code for a protein of 395 amino acids.